AUGCUCACGUCAAAAAUUACAAAAAUUGGUAAAGUGGUAAUAUGUGGCGCUAAGGGCGUGGGAAAAACCGCUAUGCUGGAACAGCUCAUCUACGGUCAUGUUACGAUCGAUUCGGAACUGCACAGCACGAUUGAGGACACAUACGUGGCCAGUGUCGAUACGGGUAAAGGAAGCAGAGAUAUGCUACGCAUUUACGACACUGCCGGCCUGCAGGGAAAUGUGCAGCUCCCUCGGCACUAUCUGCUGUUUUCGGAUGCUUUUAUACUGGUGUAUGACCCAAGUGAUCCGGCGAGUCUAGAUAUGCUGGCUGGAAUAAAAAGUGAUGUCGAUAAGUACAAGGAUAAGAAAGAGAUGAUAAUAAUUGUGAUAGCAAAUAUGCGUUCUCGCCAAACACGAUCGUCGGUAGCUUCAACGACUAACAAUUCUUCGAGCGGUGGAGGAACAACCGCUCUGAAUUCGCCAAACGGUAGCUACCACAGCGUUGGCAACACCCAGUUGAACAAUAAUGAUUUGAUUGAAUCUAAUCUCAACCGCGCCAAUAACUGGUGCUCCCGCGAACGCAUCAAACACUACACUGUGAAUGCGAUGGAGCGGGCAUCAUUGUAUGAGCCGUUUAUCCAGCUAGCAAUACGCAUGUAUCCGGCGCAAACCAAAAGCUCCUUCCCGCAGCUUAGGCAGCUGACACAAAAAACCUCUAAGGUGGAUAACAGUUAG
This is a messenger RNA of Anopheles nili, 714 nucleotides long. RefSeq names its product NF-kappa-B inhibitor-interacting Ras-like protein (gene kappaB-Ras). Gene Ontology annotation, biological process: canonical NF-kappaB signal transduction. The transcript has 3 exons. The coding region runs from base 1 to 714 and encodes 237 amino acids. Gene Ontology annotation, molecular function: GTPase activity; GTP binding. Lineage: Eukaryota; Metazoa; Arthropoda; Insecta; Diptera; Culicidae. The record is from RefSeq and is a predicted model, not a curated record.